GUGGUAAGGCUGUUGUUGAGAAGCCAGCCUGCCAACUGCGCUCUCUCCAACACUGACGAGGAGAAGGAGUAGAACAAGUUGCCAACAGUGAAAUUUGUACCUCUCUUUCGUGUGUCGGACAUGUUAAAUAAAAUUAUACAGUGUGAACAGUAAAUCAAGGAAGGUUCGACGACCGUUGUGUUUAUGAUUCAAAUAAGCGGGAUUUCUUUCGGAGAGCGGGGUUGUUCAAUGUGCAAAUAUAGGUUUGAAAAAGAAAAGAAGAGGAAAUAUUACGCGUCAUUAAUUCUUUGCACUGAAAAGUAAUUUACACCCAAUUUUGUUUGAAGAAUAUAUUUACGUACAUAUUAAAGAAGUGCCUUUUAUUUCUUCGGUGUGACUAAACUUGAAUUCACAAUCUCAGUGUGUACUUUAAGUGUGCAGUGUUUCUUCUCUGUGUCUCAGAAAAAUAAAACAAAAGUGAAAAGAAGAAAAUCUUUAAGAAUGAAUUCCUACCGAUGAAGAGGCUUUUGCUUUGGACAUAAAAUUGAAUAUAUCCCUCGUAACUUCUCCCACGAUUUAGAUCCUGUAAGAAGACAUGAAGAGAAAGAGACUUCUGUUGUCUUGGAACCUCUUGGCAGGGUUGCUGAUGCUGGCGACACUUGCCGAGGGCCUCAAGGGAACUGCACUGGUAAUCAGUAAGUUGAAGCAGAAGCCCAUAGAAACGACGGCAGCGGCUCAGAGCAGGAGUGCAGAAGAAGAGGCUGCUGGCUCCAGUCCGGAGAAUGCUCGCGACUCCGUGCCGCUAUCUGCAGGUGGCGAAGUCAACGUCACUACCACCAAGUCUCCGCUCACGGGGAUUCCACAGAUCGACUAUGUGCACGACCCCAACCUGCCGAGAGAACUGAACGGUUAUAACCUAACGGAUUAUCCCUUCUACGACCGUGUUCCUGAUGAGAUUGAUUUCAAGUGUGAUGGGCUCCACGACGGUUUCUACGCCAGCAUCCCGCACAAGUGCCAGGUGUACCAUCACUGCCUGUUUGGAACCAGGUACGACUUUUUGUGCGCCAACUACACGGCUUUCGACCAGAAGACGUUCAUUUGCCACUUCGUUUCGGAAGUCGACUGCGCCAACUCGCCGAAGUACUUCAAACGGAACGAGGCGCUUUACAAGCAGGCUACGACAACGGUAGCAACCACCACGAAGGCGGCUACGCAGCCUCCCCUUCCUGCACGCCGUCCUCAGCCAGCACCGAGACCCGGUAGGCGGCGUCCCUACAGACCCCGCCGUCCCGAGUACGACUAUUACUACGACGAUGACUACGAGGAUGACCCUGAGUACUACGAUGAUGAGCUGCCGGCUCAUAGAAGCACGACUGCAGCGCUGCCAUCGUCGCAUGUUGGCAACGGUCGCCGCAGGAAACACCGUCGUCCCCAGAGACCUUUAGAGGACGACCAACGCCGUCCUGUGUCAGCUCCAUCGGCAUCUCUUGACCAUGAGGACGCGCAACCAGAGGCAGACCUUAAGCCACGACCCUCUGCUUCAGUGUACGACAGACCCCGCGUUCCGCCAAAAAUUAGGCGCCCAGUGCCCUUAAACGAACGAGACAAAUAUGAUUACACAACACGAAAGUCACCUGCAAGUGGAGCAUCAGCUCCUGAGGAACCUGUCGAGGACACUUAUUCCAGACCCAAACACCAGGUUCGUCCAACGGUCCAUCGGGAAGAUGAUUAUUAUGACGACGAGGAAUAUGUACCUCCAGCAAGGAAUCCUGUAAGCAGUUCCAGAGUAAAGAACUCUGACCCUUACCAUCAAACUGCAUCAGAUGACAGGGAUAUAGUCAGAAGACCAACAAUGACAGGUGCUGGGCGCCCUCUAAGACGCAAUCGACCUGGAGGAUCUGCAAGGAGGCGCCCUGCAGAGACUACUCAGUAUGCUCCCUUACCUCUUGAAGGUGAAGAGGAUGACUAUGAUACAUCAUACGAUGAAGAACCCAGGAGACCUGUACGACCAGCUAAUGGAAGAAGGAAACGGCCACCGCAGGGUUCUGGGAGGCAGGAAGACUACUACAGACCCACAACACAAUCCACACGACAUGAUCCUGAUUAUUCACAACAACCAAGGGGUGGGCAAUCUCCUAGAUAUAGGGAUGAGGAAGACGACGAGCCUGUACCGGCACCCAGACCUGCUUACAUUAGUACAGCCCCAGGGGGUAGCAGCACAAGACAAAUGCACAGGAAGAGAGUUCAACAACCAGAAGCCACUGCUGAUGAAUACAUACAUUCCAGAUCACAGGCUUCAGAAUCAACGGCCUUUAGAAGACCAGGUGGACAACGCAAACACGCCACACCAGCUAGACAACCUGAAACACACUCUGAAGAACCACCAGAAGAAACAGAUUAUUAUGAUGAUGAGGAGUUGCCUGAAGAAAAUUACAGAAACAGGCAGUCACAGUCACACAGAGGUACUCAGGUGGCAGCAGGACCCUUACAACAAACAGUUACUGCACUUCCACCUCCACCAACCACAAAAGCGAGUGCUGAAGUUGAAGAAGAUGAUAUAAUCUCACCACCGCAACGAUCUGGAAAUGGUAGGAGGCCGUUCUUACCAAGUAGAGGAGGAAAUCCAAUAUUGCCACGUGGUUUACAACCAGUUGGUGUAAAAGCUCCCCAGCAGACUCCUAAACCUGGAACCUCAAACGAUGACAGCACACAAGAUAAGCAAAGCAGAAUUCCACAGCCCUUAACAGCUUCAAAAUAUCAUCCCAACAUAGAGGAGGAUGAUUAUGAGGAAGAUCCUCCAGAACAACGAACUGUGACAAGUACAGGAAAUUCACCAGACAUUUCCGAUGCUCUGACAUCAAGACCAAUCUCUCAAAGCAACUACAAAUCUGCAGGUAAAAGAGAUUCUCAGAGUGACUCUAUUCAAGAGGAAAUUCCCAGAAGGGUACAGUCAGGUAACACUGAAUACCGAAGCAAACUGAUUGAAGAUACCCAACCUAGGAUUUCACCAUCUCCAGCAGGAAAUUUUCGAAACAAACAAGCAACUUCGGCAAAUGUUGGUGAUACUGCCAACAGGAAUACCAAUUAUAAUAACGGUAAGUACAAACCAAAUUCCCAGGAAUCUCUUGAAGAGAAUCCAUUCCUGCCAGUCACGGGACCAAGUUCUUCAAACGCAAAGACAUCACCACCCAUAUUAAAUGGUGGAAGGGACAGUAGACCAAACCAUCAACAAAUAUCUCAAUCACUGAAGACACCUGCAGUAGUCACAGAAGAUGUUAGAUCGGCGGCACCACCUGGUGUUCCGAAAAACGCGCCAUCAUUCGCCAUCUACAGGACAACAGCAAAGACACCCAUUAAACCUUCAGCCAAUCCUCCACCAAGAGUACCUGAUUUGCCAGCACGAACGAAAUUGGAUGAGAUUGAUGAAUCAGAAUAUGAUGUGACUUUGAAUGAUGCUUUACAUCCAACACUGCAUCCAACAAGAAGUGUUGCAACUGGAAUUGUGGCUUUCCCACAACAGCCAACAUUGCAGAGGGUCCAGGUGUUUAAGACUAAGAUUGGAAUAUCAUCACCAUCAUCUCCAUUAUCAUCAUCAUCUUCACACCAAGGGGUUGAAGCUCUCAGUAAUGAACCCUCAUCUUCUUCAACAGGUGGCCGUGGGUAUCUAGUUAGCUCUGCCUCCCAGACACACAUAACAAGAGCACCUUAUGCUUCAUUGAGAGCUAAUGUGAAGGAUCCGAGGCUGGUGGUCAUAGACCCUAACACAAGAGAUGGACAAGUGGCUUACUUACAGCAGCAAGGUGACACAGUCCAGUAUAACGCCCAACAGGCGAGGAGGAGAAUACCUGUCACACAGUACGAUGAAAAAGUGCCCUCUCAUGAUGACAACCCUCACAGGUAUACUCAGGUACAACCACAAUACCAAAGAGGUGUUGCCAACCAUGAGAGUGUGCCUUUGUUGGUGGUAGAUGACAUUUUGUACAGUAAUGAAAGACACAGGCAAAGUUGGAGUCAACAACAGGGAGGGGAACCGAAUGUAGAUUAUAUUACACAUUACUGAAAAAUAAAGGAUUUAAAAAAGAAAACAGAUCCAUUAAAAUUAAAUAUUUAGUGAUCAUACAAGGGACUUAAUAUUUCUCUUUAAGUAGACAAUAACAGACCAUCACAAAUUUACUGAGCAGUCACUUGACUUGAAUCUUUCAUGUUACUGGUCUCUCCUCUAAUUUCCAUUAAAUUACAUUUUAACAUGUUCAGUGUUGAUUAUGCACGUUACCAUUUUAGAAGCCAGAUUUUAUGGUAGUAUUUGUAUGACAGCUGAGUUCAUGACAUAAAAUUGCUGAGUGAUUUGAAGUCCUAUAUAUGCAAUGGAAAUGUGACUUGCGACUUACUAGUUAAAUUCAAUGUGAACUUUCACAGAUGUGCAUAUGUGAGGCUGUGCACUCUCCCCUUACAAGCUGUGUCCUCAUCUGAUGAGUUAUUAUUAAUCCAGAUUUUUACCGUUUACCUCAUUCAGACAUAUUUUAAAUAAGCUCCAAUAACUCAUGCAUAAAUAUUAUAAGUUCCCCAUAAUUUAACCAUUAAAGUGUAAAUAUAUUUUAUCACAGUUGUUGUCAGGAAUGAUAUUCUGAAUAUCCCUUGCAUGAAAAUACUCGUAUCAAACUCCAAUGUGGAAACACCACAUUCUGUAGGACAUUCUUUAUAAUUAAGAAAGCACUUUUCUGUUAUGCAAUGUUUAGUAUAAAUAUUGAUGAAUUACUGCUCAAGCUGUUCCAUUGAAUCAUGCAGAAUUGGUCAAAAUUUUGUAUUAAUUCUUUGGCACAUAAGUGUUCAUAAAAUUGAAGCAAAUGAUCAGAAAUGCUCUCUCAUUUCACUGUGUACCACCUUGUCUUAGCUACUGUGUGUGUGUGUGUGUUGUGUAUGUUGUCAAAAUAAAUGCUUGGCUACAAUGAAAUAUGCCCUGAAAGUAAUAUGUUAUUCAACAUAUUUAUUCAUGCCAGUAUGAAUUUACUGAUCAUCCCUACACACAUAUGGCAUGCUUUUACAUAUUGCUGUAAUAGCCCGUUUCUUGUAAUCUAUUUGCUUAGAAAAAUCAGGCUAAAAUAGUGAAAGUCUUCCCCUCCUGUUAUAAUUAGACAACACUGGUUUUUGAAGCGGUUCUUUAUGUUAGUAGUCAUUAAAGUGUGGUCCAUGAUGCUUUCAGUAGCUCUUCAGCUGGUCCAAAAUGCAAAAAACUACAAACAGGAAGUGAUUAAGCAUGGAUCCAUACCUCUAAAUUUGAAACUUGAUAUACCUGUUACACAAAAUUUACCACUGUUCUUUUCUACAAAUUCAAGUUUCAUAAAAUAUUUUUUAGAAAGUAAUUUAAGAAAAUAUGGGUCAAUAGUCUGUGCCCUGCUCACGUGGACGAUGGAAUGAAAAUAUAUUACAACCACUGAAAGGCUGCUUGAAGCCACUAUAAAGAAAAUAAAGCACAUCACAUUAUAUUUUAAGUCCAGUGCUUCAGGCUCUACUUCUUUCUUUAACACAAAGAAACGGUAACAGA
Cryptotermes secundus is the source of this 5521-nucleotide messenger RNA. Its product is annotated as nucleolar protein dao-5. Lineage: Eukaryota; Metazoa; Arthropoda; Insecta; Blattodea; Kalotermitidae. Gene Ontology annotation, cellular component: extracellular region. Gene Ontology annotation, molecular function: chitin binding. The coding region runs from base 575 to 4039 and encodes 1154 amino acids. The record is from RefSeq and is a predicted model, not a curated record. The transcript has 7 exons.